Argentina anserina (silverweed cinquefoil) is the source of this 522-nucleotide messenger RNA. RefSeq lists its product as uncharacterized. The record is from RefSeq and is a predicted model, not a curated record. The coding region runs from base 1 to 522 and encodes 173 amino acids. NCBI's taxonomy places the organism in Eukaryota, Viridiplantae, Streptophyta, Magnoliopsida, Rosales, Rosaceae. The transcript has a single exon. Gene Ontology annotation, molecular function: RNA-DNA hybrid ribonuclease activity; nucleic acid binding.
AUGAACUCGGCUAACUCCCACAUUGCUGAAGAUUGCUUGUUGGUAUGUUGGCAAAUCUGGAAAGCUCGAAACAACCUUAUUUUCAGUGAUCUGUCGACACCUUUUCAGGCUACUAUUCAACAUGCUGCUUCCAUUGGCUCCACCUAUUGGAAUGCCAACAAAAGAACUCCCAGCUUAGCGCCUGCCAAUCAUAACAUCAUCAAAUGGAUUCCCCCAACUGCUAACUGGCAUAAGCUCAACUUCGAUGGUGCAGUUUCCUCUACUUCUGCUGCCGUUGACUUUGUCAUUCGAAGCUCUUCAAGCCAACCCUUGAUUUCUGGUUCUCGAAACUGGGUUCCAGUUGCUAAAAGCUUUGCUCUCAAGGAUGGCUUACUUGCAGCCCUAGACUUAAACAUCCAAUCCCUUAAGAUCGAAGGUGACUCUGCUCUGAUUAUCAGCUGCUCUCAGAAUGUCUCUCCUUCUCCGUGGUCAAUUAAAUAUAUCAUUAGAGAUAUUGAAGAUUGCAUUGGAAGAUUCAAGUAA